This is a messenger RNA of Glarea lozoyensis ATCC 20868, 1833 nucleotides long. Its product is annotated as Actin-like ATPase. Gene Ontology annotation, molecular function: ATP binding; ATP-dependent protein folding chaperone. NCBI's taxonomy places the organism in Eukaryota, Fungi, Ascomycota, Leotiomycetes, Helotiales, Helotiaceae. The coding region runs from base 1 to 1833 and encodes 610 amino acids. The record is from RefSeq and is a predicted model, not a curated record. The transcript has 9 exons.
AUGAAUUUCCCCAGAGCGAGCGAUUCGCUUUUCAGCACCAGGGAAGCCUUAGAUGCUCUUUCGCUUCAAAGCUCUUUCAAGCCCAAGAUCAUUGUUGGAAUUGACUAUGGCACCACAUUCUCCGGCGUCAGUUUCGUUACUACAGAUAAAAGCAGCAUAGAAGAUAUCAAAAUUAUCGAUGGAUGGCCAGGAGAUAGCUUUCAAUCUUGGAAAACACCAACCAGAAUCGCGUAUUGUCAGGAGAAUGACAGACUUAAGGCUAACGAAUGGGGCUUUCGAGUUCACCCCAAGCUCAAGUCUUACUCUUGGACCAAGUUAUUACUCGACAAAAACGCGAACGUAAGCGAGCAUGAUGACCCAGGACUCAGCGGUACAGAAGGGAUUGGAGCGAUCCAACUUCCUUCUUUUCGUGACGCUCAGGGCGUAUGCGAGGACUUCUUGAGCGAAGUAUACAAGCACACUGCAAAGGUGAUUAAAUUGCAAAUAACCGAGUCAACCUUUGACAAAUUACCCAUGGAGUGCUGGAUCACAUUACCAGCUAUAUGGUCGGACGAGGCAAAAGCAGCUACUCUCGCAGCAGCAAAGAAUGCUGGUUUCGGCCGUAGAGAAACAGACGAAGUUUUCACCAUAUCUGAGCCGGAGGCAGCUGCAAUCGCGACUCUCAACAAGUAUACGAAACCUGGUGCCUUGAAUCCCAUCAUGCAAAAUGAAAACAUUCUCAUCUGUGAUUGUGGAGGUGGAACUGUUGACAUUACAACAUAUAAGAUUUCACAGGUACAACCUUAUCUUCUUUUCGAUGAACUUUGCGUUGGUGCAGGAGGAAAAUGCGGUUCUACUUAUAUCGACCGUAAUUUGCAUGCCCUGCUAUCCGAAAGAUUUGGGUCAGCCUUCGAUGAUCUCUCGUUCGGAAUUAAAGGCCCUGGUAGUAGAUUUAUGACUGAUUUCGAAGGUUUGAAGCGAAAUUUUGGGCGUGACGAUAAUGAUGAUGACCAAGAGUUGGGUCCCAUCAAUAUGAAUGCUCCGGAGUCAGAGUUCUACGAUUCUGACAACAAGUUUGUCGUUAUCUCAAAUGAUGAUAUGAAAACUGUGUUCGACCCAGUUGUUGACGAGAUCAUCAACUUGGUUGGUAACCAAAUUGAAGAAGCAGAAGCUCGCAAAGAUGCCAAAAUCAAUAGAAUUAUCCUUGUUGGCGGCCUUGGCGAGUCCGCUUACCUCAACAAGGUACUAGCAGAGUGGUGUGAAGAAAAUGGAGAAAUUGCUUUGCUCUGUCCUGCAAAUCCUCAAGCUGCAGUUGUCCAAGGAGCUGCUUUACGCGGUCUUGAGGGAAUCGCACCCCAAGUCAAAUAUGCCAGGCGCCACUACGGUUACAGAAUAUCGUUCCCCUUUCGCGAGGGGGUAGAUCCAAAGGAGAGGUCUUACGUGGGCAGGUUUAAUGGAAAAGAAUACUGUACUGGCAGAAUGAAGUGGCUCAUAUCGAAAGGAGAUGAAAUAACUAAAAACACCAAUUUAAAAACAUCAUUUACUUUGAUUUACACACCAGGAGAACCCAUAUAUGAUCAACUACUUCUAUAUUCUUGCGCACUUGCAAAAGCACCUGAAUAUUUCGAUGACCCUAGAGUUGAUCUAGUCGGGACCGUAGAGUCAACGAUCAGUCGAAAGUUUGAUUUUGGCAACAGUAGCCAGUGUAGAUACAAUGAGACACUGAAAGAAAUCAUCCACAAGUGUAUUUUUGAUGUUCAAGUUCGAUUUGGUGAUAAAGGGGAUAACUUGAACUUCAAGUGCACUGUCAAUGGCAAGGAGGCUGGUUCAUCAGUCAUAAAAUUCGAUAAAUGA